Messenger RNA from Saccostrea cuccullata (small rock oyster), 3649 nucleotides. RefSeq names its product electrogenic sodium bicarbonate cotransporter 1-like. Gene Ontology annotation, molecular function: solute:inorganic anion antiporter activity; monoatomic anion transmembrane transporter activity; sodium:bicarbonate symporter activity. The record is from RefSeq and is a predicted model, not a curated record. Gene Ontology annotation, biological process: transmembrane transport; monoatomic anion transport; regulation of intracellular pH. The coding region runs from base 72 to 3263 and encodes 1063 amino acids. The transcript has 20 exons. Gene Ontology annotation, cellular component: plasma membrane. NCBI's taxonomy places the organism in Eukaryota, Metazoa, Mollusca, Bivalvia, Ostreida, Ostreidae.
UAUAUUUGUGUUUUGCAUUUUGUUUUGAUGUUGUCUUUUAGUUUCUUUUGUUUUGUUCUGUUUAAGGCACGAUGGACGAAGGUGAUAAAAAUAAUUCAGCCAAUGGCCAGUUUGUUGGAGUGCGCAUGCCCCACCGGAGGGACAGACCACGUGUUGUGGAAAAUGGCGUACACAGCGAUGAAGGCGGGAAGUACAAUCCGUCAGAAUGGGUUCAGAAUCUGAUUAAUAACGUGAAGUCUGAGGGCCAUAAGACUCACAGUGUCUUCAGUGAGUUGGACGUUCUUAAGGAGUAUAACGGGUCCAUCGAGUGGCGAGAGGCAGCCAGAUGGGUGAAAUACGAAGAAGUGGUGGAAGAAGGCGGGAAAAGAUGGUCCAAACCCCACGUGGCCUCUUUAUCGAUGCAGACGAUGUUUAAUCUGAGAAAAGCCCUUAAGGAGGCCCCGGUCAUCAUGGACUACGACUGUCAUACCUUGUCUCAAGUCAUAGACAAGUUCACGGACGAAUGGGUGGACCGGAACCAGUUAGAUCCACGAUUCAGGGCCCAUAUCCGGGAUGUUGCCCUUAAAGGUCACAAGCACCAUCACAUCAAAAGAGCGCGAAAUCAAAGACGAGGCUCUACCACUACACGCCCUCUAGCGGACAUUAUGGAUGAAUCAGGUGUGAAUGGCAGUACUGGGCAUCUUCCGUAUUCCGCUAGCUUUGCCAGCAUCAACAGUGACGGUUUAGGUAGCAGUAAUAGUAACAACGAUCUCCAGGAAAUGGGCAUGGUAGAGAGUCCCUCCCAAUCCUCGCUAUCCCCGAACUGGAAGCCAAAUACCAACUUUUUGAGAAAAAUUCCCAAAGAUUCCCACGUUGCCAACAUUAUGGUUGGAGAAGUGGAAGAUCUUCCUACCCGGGUCAUGGGAUUCAUGCGCCUAAAGGAGCCGAGGAUAUUACAGAAUGACCUCAGCGAGGUCAAUAUUCCGACGCGCUUCGUUUUCUUCUGCCUGGGCAGACGGGGUGAGGAGGAGGAAUUGAUCGAGUUUGGUCGAUGUGUAGGAACCAUGAUAGUAGAUGAGAUUUUCCGUGAAGUUGCUUAUAAAGCACGUGAUCGGGACGAUCUUUUGGCGGGAUUUGAUGAAUUUAUGGAACAAGUGAUUGUGCUGCCACCUGGUGAAUGGGAUCCAAAGAUCCGCCUCGAACCACCAGGAAAAGUCCAGUCUCAGGAACACAGGCGCCAGUCUGUUGUGUCUGGGAGUCCUAAUGCCCCGGGUCUUCCAGUGAAGAAGGCAGAGGAAGCGGAAGAAGAGUCUCACGUGGAUCCCUCUUUAGUGAUGUCAAAAAUACCUUUUAAAGGCUUGGUUGACGAUAUUAAGAGGAAGGUGCCAUUUUAUUUGUCUGAUUUUAAGGACGCACUUCACGUGCAGUGCCUGGGCUCAUUUGUUUAUGUCUUUCUUGGAACACUUACACCUAACGUCACAUUUGGAGGAUUGUUGGGGCAGGCUACCGACCAGUAUAUGGGCGUGAUGGAGUGUAUUUUUGCUGCUGCAGUAACAGGAAUCUUGUUUGCUUUAUUUGGUGGACAGCCUCUCAACAUCCUGGGAAGCACUGGGCCUAUGUUGGUUCUUGAAGCCAUUAUCUACAAUCUAUGCAAGGACAAUGACUGGGACUUUAUGCCGAUGCGUUUCUGGGUGGGGAUGUGGACAGUUGGAAUCAUACUGGUAAUCGUCACCUUUAAUCUCAGCGCCCUCGUCAAGUAUAUAACACGGUUCACGGAAGAGAGUUUUGCGACAUUAAUCGCAGUCAUUUUCAUCGUGGAAGCGUUUAAAAAAGUGAUUGAAAUAGGGUCUGAGUACCCUGUGAACUUUCACCCCAAUGAUCCGCUCCCAAGCUGUGUAUGUAUACCACGUGACUGCAAUAUUACCGAUCUCACCACAGCUGCGGCUGUUACGGGAACCACUGAAAAUACCACAGCUGUUGUAACCACCGCUGCCAGCCUGGUCAACUACACAUGCACAGACUUGGCUAACAUGACAAUUCAUUGGGCCUCGCUUUCAAACGAAACAUGCGCAAUGUAUGGUGGUCAAAUGGAAGGUCCUGGAUGUGGCGUGGAAUACGUGGGAGAUGUUUUCUUCUUCUCCAUCCUUCUCUUUAUUGGAACCUUUGCACUGACGUUGUCUUUUGUUGACUUCAAACGAACUACCCUCUUUCCUUCUGCCGUGCGUCAAAGAAUCAGCGACUUCGGUGUCCUCUUCGCUAUCGUUAUCAUGGUCCUUAUUGAUUUCUUUGUGGGAAUCAACACUCCAAAACUCAUCGUCCCAGAUGAAUUCAAGCCUACUCGCCGCUCUCAGUGGACAGUUAACCCUUUUAGUGACAAGAACCCCUGGUGGUUGUAUCUGGCGGCCGCCAUUCCCGCUUUAUUGUCCACCAUCUUGAUUUUCUUAGAUCAGCAGAUCACAGCCGUCAUUGUCAACAGGAAGGAAAACAAACUGAAAAAAGGCGUGGGAUACCACCUGGACAUGUUUGUGGUGGCAAUCUGUGUUGGAAUCCACUCUUUCCUCGGUCUUCCUUGGUACGUGGCUGCCACAGUCUCUGCGCUUGCACAUAUCAACAGUUUGAAAAAGGAGUCCGAAUGCACCGCACCUGGCGAUAAACCAUCUUUCUUGGGUGUCAGAGAACAGAGAGUUACCGCUCUUGGUAUCGGUGUUCUCAGUGGAUGUGCCGUCUUAAUCACCUCCGUACUCAAGUAUAUUCCUAUGCCAGUUUUGUAUGGAGUUUUCUUUUACAUGGGAUUUUCUGCACUAAGAGGAAUGCAGCUCGUGGAUCGUCUCUUCCUCUUCAUUCAACCCGUUAAAUACCAGCCCGAUCUUCCAUACGUCCGCCAUGUUCCAUUGUGGCGGAUCCAUAUUUUCACAAUUAUUCAGGUUCUCUGCUUGGCUAUUCUUUGGGUGGUGAAAACCAUUAAAGUCAUAUCCAUUGGAUUUCCCAUGAUGGUGCUUGCUACCGGCGUGGUCCGGAAGUUGAUGGAGUGUUUCUUCGCUCAGAGAGAGCUGCGAUGGCUGGAUGAUCUCCUUCCUGGGGCUAACAAGAAAAAAGACACAGACAUGAAUGGAGUCAGUAAAGUCCCAUACAAGUCGUUCUACUCCAAUUCUUCAACCAAUGGAAGCGUUCUAGACAUAAACGACAAGGAUGACUCAGUUAAACCAACAUUUUUUGUGUCUGAUGAAUGUGAUGCUAACAUCAUGCACCGAAAAAGUAACGGAACCGGAAAUACGAAGCUAUAACCCGGAAUUGCCACCAUUACUAUGACUUAAAGCAAUCUUUUUUCUGUGAAAAAAAAACUUUCCUGGAGCAGUGGUGUUUUGACACUUUGAAAUCCAUAUUUUUGAUAUACAUAUAUUAUAUUUUUUUAGAAAAAAAAUGUCUGUAGAAUUGUUUAGAUUAAUUAACCUACAUGUUGAAUAUAUAUUUGUUUUAUACAUUCAAGAUCAGAUUGUUUUUAAUAUGAAUGUACAUUUGUUAUUGCAAAUGAGGGGAAAAAAUACGCAGAUUUAGAAAAAAAAAUUUGUUCUACAGAUUUCCACCCUUGUUUUAUAAAAAAAUUAAUGCAUUUCUUAACUCUUUGGAGUCAACUAAUGCAUGUUAAUAUUAUCAGAAUUUAUAUUGUAAA